AUGAUUUGUAGGGUGGUUGCUGCUCUCUUGGUGGUCUCUGUGGCCAUGGCAUCUGCUAUUCUCGUCGGCGCUCCACAAAAUGCAGACAUCAACAGUCAAGAUGUUCAGGAUGCCUUGAAAUUUGCAGUACAACAGUACAACAAAGUCAACCAAGAUGAGUACCUGAGUCGUGUAUUGAAAGUGAUCAAGGCCCAAGAGCAGGUUGUUUCUGGUAUGAAGUACAUCUUUACUGUUGAGAUGGUUAGAACUUCCUGCAAAAAAGGUGAAACUGAGGACUCAUGUGCCAGCAAUUUGGAUCCAGCUAAAGCUCAAACCUAG
This is a messenger RNA of Trichomycterus rosablanca, 318 nucleotides long. Its product is annotated as cystatin-like. The transcript is spliced from 3 exons. NCBI's taxonomy places the organism in Eukaryota, Metazoa, Chordata, Actinopteri, Siluriformes, Trichomycteridae. Gene Ontology annotation, cellular component: cytoplasm; vesicle. Gene Ontology annotation, molecular function: cysteine-type endopeptidase inhibitor activity. Bases 1 to 318 code for a protein of 105 amino acids. The record is from RefSeq and is a predicted model, not a curated record.